Australozyma saopauloensis is the source of this 1026-nucleotide messenger RNA. It is a transcript of the gene ARG3, whose product is annotated as ornithine carbamoyltransferase. Gene Ontology annotation, biological process: L-citrulline biosynthetic process. The record is from RefSeq and is a predicted model, not a curated record. Gene Ontology annotation, cellular component: mitochondrion. Gene Ontology annotation, molecular function: amino acid binding; ornithine carbamoyltransferase activity. The transcript has a single exon. Bases 1 to 1026 code for a protein of 341 amino acids. Lineage: Eukaryota; Fungi; Ascomycota; Pichiomycetes; Serinales; Metschnikowiaceae.
AUGUUCAAAAGACUUUUCAGUACUGCCAUGAUUGCCAAAACACCCGUUUCAACCGGACCUCGCCAUUUGGUCAACAUCACUAGUCUCUCUCAGGAUGAGUUCCUGUCGUUGGUGUCCAAAGCUGAACAGUUUAAAAGAAUAGCUAAGAGUGGAGACACUGCCACAAUUCAGGCCAAUCACAAUAAGUUGUUGGGCAAGUUAGUUGCACUUUUGUUCUCCAAACGGUCGACCAGGACCAGAAUUUCCACUGAAGGCGCGGCGGCUCAUUUUGGCGCGCAGCCGAUGUUCUUGGGUAAAGACGAUAUUCAGUUAGGAACCAAUGAGUGCAUCGAAGACACCACUCGGGUCAUCUCAUCUAUGACAUCUUGCAUUUUUGCACGUGUCAACAGUCACAACGAUAUCCAAGAAUUAUGCAAAUAUUCUUCCGUGCCCAUCAUCAAUGCCUUGUGCGACAAGUAUCAUCCGUUGCAGGCCAUCACUGAUAUUUUGAGCAUCAAGGAAGCCUUCGGAAAAACCGAGGGUUUGAAGUUGGCCUGGAUCGGCGACGCUAAUAACGUUUUUAAUGACUUGUGUAUUGCAUCUCUCAAAUCCGGAAUCUCGGUGUCUGUGCUGGUUCCAGAAGGCAUCUCCAUCGACGAGUCUGUGGUUGCUGACGCACAAACUCUUGUCGGUGCCAGCAAUGGUCUUCUCAAAUUUGAGGUCUACAAUAAACCUACAGAUGCAUUGAAAAAUGCCAAUGUUGUCGUAACUGACACCUGGAUCUCUAUGGGGGAAGAGGGGCAAGCGGCUGCAAAAUUGAAGCAAUUUGCAGGAUACCAAAUAGACCAGAAAAUGGUCAAGGAAGGCGGAGUCAAUUCAGAUUGGCGCUUCAUGCAUUGUCUCCCCAGACAUCAGGAAGAGGUGGCAGACGAUGUUUUCUACGGGUCCCAGUCGAUUGUAUUUGAGGAGGCUGAAAAUCGGUUGUACGCAGCAAUGGCGGUCAUUGAUGCAUUUGUGGUCAACAAGGGAAACCUCUUACAGAAGUGA